ACUUCGCUUGGUGGUUGUUUCUUGUUUUUUUAUUUCUGACUGGGUGCAGUUACUGAGUUCAACAUAGAAAUAUGAAGGUUUUUUUGACGCUGCCGGUUCGUUAGUCUGGUAAUUUGCCCGGAACUACGAAUUUUUGCUUUAUUUCCUCGGAUAGAAAGCCAUCGCUAUGGCAGAACUUGAAUCUUUGAACCCCGACAGUCGUGUCGGAACCAUUGGGUAUAUUAGUAAGAUUGAUGUGGAAUUGAAUAUAAAGACGGAGGUUGAGAUAAGGGUCAAACCCGAGCCACACGAAUGCGUGACGUGCUCGAGUCGGGGCCGCGACGGACUUGAUAUCUAUAACAGUAAUACGGCUUCCGGCAUCUCAUUGUAUGACUUCCUAUACAAGUUCACACGCGUAGACCUCUCCGCAGCCGAAAAUUGCCCCAAAUAUAUGUGUAAGACUUGUUUUGAACUUAUUAAUGUCUUGGAAGCUGCAGAACUAGAAUAUCUAAAGCUCAAGCAAGCCUUUGAGGAUAUUCUUAGCAGAAAUCCUUUAUUUGACGCAACAUCCCAUCCUGUUGAACUUGGCGCAGUAAAAACAGAAGUUUUUGAUGAAAUCUAUAACACAAGGAAUAGAGAUCUAGGACCUGACUCUGAAGAUGAACCACUUGCAGUCACUAAAAAGAAGAGACACCGAAAACCUGACAAAACAAAAAAGAAGCUUUCAAAAAAUGCACCUAAAAGAAAGCCAAAGAAUGCAGACAACAUUGAAAGUUGGCAGUGCAAUGUGUGUGGUAAGAAAGGAGAUACUGGUGGUAUUGUGGCGGAGGCAGCCCACAAGUUGGCUGUUCACAGCUUGGUCGCAGCCGCAGCCCCUAGCCUCGAAAAUGUUAAGAGAGAAGAUUCAACAGACGGAACCCACAGUCCAGAUUACAGCAACGGUUUUGAUACUGCUAGUGACAGUUUAUUCAAAAUUGAAAUGGGUGAUUUCGAGGAAGAUGAUGAUGACAGCGACAACUAUAUUCCGGAUGACAUCAGCACAGCCGAGGUGUCUCGUAAAAGAGCGCGAAUACUGUCAGCGAAAAAGAGAAAACGACGCGAGGACAAAGUCAUGCAUCAGUGUGAUCAGUGUGAUUUGAAAUACUCGUCUAUGGUGAGGCUCCAGCAGCACAAGCGAAAGCACGACGACUCGAAGCCACCGUACAUCUGCGAGGUUUGCGGUGCUCACUACAAGCACAAGCGCGCAUGUGAUAUACAUGUCGCUCUUCAUAAAGGUAUUAGCGACUGGAAAUGUGAAGAAUGUAAUAAGCUCUUCCCAUCUAAAGGUGCACUGCAUAGACACAAUAAUAUACACACUGGGAAACCCAAUUAUCAGUGCGACCUGUGCGGCAAGUCUUUCAUCCACACGUCGUCGUUCAAGAUGCACAAGCUUUCGCACUCGGGGGUGAAGCCGCACGCAUGCGACGUGUGCGGGCUGGCGCUCAUGACGCGCUCGCACCUCAAGCGGCACAAGCGAGUGCAUAGCGGCGAGAAACGCCACGAGUGCCCCAUCUGCGGGAAACGCUUCUCCGAGAGGUAUAAUUUGGUAGCUCACAGCAAAUCGCAUUCCGGCGAGGGUGCGCAAGCGCCGGCGACACCUGCAACGCCACCACCGCGGCGCCGUCUGUUCCGCUGUAAUUUCUGCCAGGAGCGAUUCGAGCGCCGCUAUAUGCUUGAGAGACACGUAUCCGUCGUCCACGGACGAACGCUAGAGCGGCCGCCACCCACUCCACGCAACACCAUGAGCAAAAUGCUUAAGGCUCAAGCGCAAGCGAGACGAUCGCCAACUCAUUCGUCUAACGAAACUACUACUAAAGAGGAACCGAGCCCAGAUACCACGGAAAAAAUACCGACUUCAAGCAGUGCGUGGACCAAUGCUUAUGUCCAGGAAUUUGGAUUGAGACCGGAGUAUCAACAUUGAUUGUUACUUCUUUGUGAGCGGGCAGAGUUAGUCACUCUGCCAGCCACAUUAGAGCCAGGCAGUUCACUACUUCUCAUGUGAAGAAAUAACAGUACUUUUACAAAAACCACAUUAACGACAAACAAUAAGAGAUCCUAUGGCCGUAAACAAUUGGCGUUCGUACAAGUUGUUGAUUUAGUAGUUACUCAGGUCCAUGAAAUGAUUCCACUGUGACUUAGAAAGGUAUUACUAAUUACUAGUGUUUUAUACACUCAAUGACACUCAUAUUAUUAUUUCAUGUGGGUGCACGAACCUAACAUGCGUAUGGCAUGUAAACUAGUUUGAUUACCGAUUAAUUUCUUACUGCACAUGUUGCCUAGAAAAUAUAAAAUUUUAGUAAAUAAUGUAUAUACGAAUAAUAGGUAAAAUUGUGGCUAUGAAAGUACUAAGCCUGCAGUAGAUUGUAAAUAGUUAAUACUGAUAUUAAAUGUCUUCUACGUUUAGUUAUAAAUUAUUCUAGUUCACUGGAAUACAUGUUAAUUAAAACUAUAUUUUUAUACUGUUACUAAAUUGGCACUAUAUGAUUAGCGCAGUAUGGUUAGAUGGGGUAAGAAGACCACUGGGGCAAGACACACUUGUAGGGAAUUCCCAUACUGUCUGUCUUGCCCCGAGCAAAAUAAACUAUGCUAUGCUAUUCUUACCCCACAUGACCUUCACCAAUUAUAUUUAUUUUUUAUCUGUGGUUAUUGUUAUGUACAUGGAGUUUAGUACACCGCCGACUUGUUCGACAGUAGACCGGACAGCAGUAGCAUCAUUCAUUUCAUGCAGUUCUUGCAUGCAUUUUUAUUUCAAUAAUACGCUCAUCAUCACCUUUAGGUGGAUUUUUAAGAAGGAUUUACAAGUUAAAUAUUUGCAAAGUCGUAGAAUAUGAAUAAAUUAAACAAAAUUCCAAUAAACGCCCAUACGAUGUGUAACACGUUUUUGUUAAAAAUUGUAUUGCAUUUUACACAUACGAGGGCUGCCUUUUAAGUUCUGUCGUUUGGUAAAACUAAAGACAAUAUAAGUGUUAAUUGGUAUUUAUUGUUUUUCAAAGUAAUCACCGUGAUACGUAAUACACUUUUUCAUUCGGUCGAAUCAGUUUUCGAAACACUUAUUAAAGUCCGAGGUCGGGGUCUCCAAAAUGGCCGUUUUGUAUGCAUCAACCGCUUUUUCAGGCGUUCGGUACCGUUGCCCACGAAGUCGUUGCUUGAUUUUUGGAAAAGCGAACAAGUCAUUGGGGCUUAAGUCUGGACUGUACGGCGGGUGUUCCAGAUUUCCGACGUUUUGCUCUUUUAAAAUCUCAAUUGUCUGCCUAGCGGUGUGCGAGCUCGCAUUAUCGUGGUACAGUAUUAUACGACGUCUGGGGUUGUUUUUUAGGAAUUCGCUGAUAACUUAUGGUA
Messenger RNA from Cydia fagiglandana, 3357 nucleotides. Its product is annotated as zinc finger protein 37. Bases 167 to 1939 code for a protein of 590 amino acids. Gene Ontology annotation, biological process: regulation of transcription by RNA polymerase II. NCBI's taxonomy places the organism in Eukaryota, Metazoa, Arthropoda, Insecta, Lepidoptera, Tortricidae. The transcript is spliced from 7 exons. Gene Ontology annotation, molecular function: DNA-binding transcription factor activity, RNA polymerase II-specific. Gene Ontology annotation, cellular component: nucleus. The record is from RefSeq and is a predicted model, not a curated record.